CAACUCGGGGCGUCAGUGUGCGGCAAGACUCCACUGGGUGUGGAUGCGACCGCCGUUCUCUCCGGUGUCAGUGCGUGAGUGAUUCUGGAAACCGCAAUAGGCUUUGAGGGUUUGAUGGUGAUUCAAGCUUUAUUUUGAACUCGCACGAAAGGAGCACCUCUCAUUCCACAGUUCUUUUAGCAAGACCUGAGGACCCAACAUGGCGUUACCGGAUGAAAGUGUGAUCAUCGAAGGGUUUGAAGGCCCCCAUAUAUCCGUGAAUAAUAUCUCCUACGUUCAGGAAACCUACGUCCAUGAGGGAUACAGGUGUUCCUCAGAGGGCCUGCUGCUGCCGAUUAUCUCAGAAUACACCUGGUCGGAGGGAGUGCGAGCCUUCCUCUACCUGGUCGGUCUCCUUUACUGCUUCAUGGGCGUCGCCAUUAUUGCGGACAUCUUCAUGGGCGCCAUCGAGAAGAUCACGAGCAAGACGAGGAAGUAUGACUGA
This is a messenger RNA of Penaeus chinensis, 484 nucleotides long. Its product is annotated as sodium/calcium exchanger 2-like. Gene Ontology annotation, biological process: metal ion transport. Bases 200 to 484 code for a protein of 94 amino acids. The record is from RefSeq and is a predicted model, not a curated record. The transcript is spliced from 4 exons. Gene Ontology annotation, cellular component: membrane. Lineage: Eukaryota; Metazoa; Arthropoda; Malacostraca; Decapoda; Penaeidae.